Molecule: messenger RNA, 2169 nt
Organism: Cladocopium goreaui
Lineage: Eukaryota; Dinophyceae; Suessiales; Symbiodiniaceae
Source: the annotation of a GenBank genome assembly
AUGUACGCAUCGCGUGCCUGCGGCAUUCGAAGGUCCGUGCAGGAUCUUCGCUCUCAGCUUGGGAUCCAGGCGAAGGAUCGUAACACGAAGCGUUUGGGUGUGGCGCUUGCUGCUUUCUGCGCUGCAACCGUAUGCAUUGGCGGGAUGCUGGUCAUUGCAUUUGUGGCUCUUCUGGCUGGUGAAGGAGCUGAUCCGAGUACGCCAAUGCCACCCAUCCCACUAGUGCCAUCGACUCCUGAUUUGCCAGGUCCAGCAGUUCGGGAUAUGAACCAGGAAGAUCUGAGCGACCUGACAUGGAAGCGGCUCCAGCGUUUGGAGGAGGCCUUUGCGAAGAUACCAGGUGGUCGUGCAGAUGCUGCAGCUGCUUUGAAGGCAGCGGAAGAAGCCCGUGACGCCGAGCAAAAGGCCUGGGCGGCAGCCAGAGCUGCAGAGACUGCAGCUCAACGGUUGGCAGGUGGCACAUCUCAGCCGCUGGCCGCGGCUGAUCCGACACUUGAUCUGGGAGUGGACUGGGCUGCCUGGAGAGCAGGAGCUGAGAUUGAUCACAGCCACACCACGCCGGGCCUGCACCGUGGUUUCUGGGGCCGGGCGGCGCGCAUCCUGACCUCGAUGGUUCCGAGCUGGCGCAUGUUGGUGACGGCCUCACAUCCACCGGAGGUGGUGCUGACCUGGGAGACAGGUCCACCAUCCAGGUGCUUUGCCGUGGAAGGAAGCACCGGCGCUAAGGUGUCCAUCAUCUUCUGGCGGCCCAUCCGUCCAAGUCAUGUGGCCUUAGAGCAGUCACCCAGCUGGGCUUUGGAUCCUCGAGCAAGCCCACGAGAUUUCGAGGUGCAUGCUUGGCCAACUGGCAUGGAUGAUCCGUACAGCAUGCAGAUUGGACGCUUCGAAUUCGAAGGAAGCAGUCAGGUCUUUAACCUCACAGCAGAUGUUGGCCUGGUCCGUGGUCUUCAAUUUCGAUUCCAGCGAAACUGGGGUGAGGAGCAUCAGACCUUGAUCUGCCGGCUGCGUGUCUUCGGAAAUCAAAAAGCCGAGACCGUGAUUUGCCUUCCCUGCGUGACGUGCGGGACGUGCGUGACGUGCGUGAUGCUUUCCCCAGAUCCAGAAGCCGCAGCGCCCGUAGCCGCAGCAGUCUCCGAAGACAUCGAAGUGUUGGACCAAGACACUGCAGAUAUCGUGGCAGAAGCCGCAGAAGCCGUGCUCACCGGCAAGCAGGAAUUCCAGAAGCUCAAUGUGGCGAGCGAUUUCCGAGACCUGAAGCGCUGGCUGGGCCAGCGAAAGCUGACGGAAUAUCUGACAUUUGCCCCAAUGGACAGUGAAGAAUUGCGCCAAACGAACUGUUCGAAUGAAACAGCCAUGUAUGCGAAGUACGAAAACCCAGAUUCGGGGAUGGCACCGGACAGUUCGUGGAGAACUGCGUAUCAUGGCACCUGGUUCUACUCGCUCCGCAAUGUGCUUUAUCAUGGCGUCCUCCUGGAGUCUCGGAACACGCAUAUAGGCCAUGAAUUCUGGGAACCAGGUGUCUAUGUGUCGCCCAAGUUCGAGACUGCCAGGGAAUACGCUCGAGCUCACCAAAUGUUUAAUGACGGGAACUACUACCGCUGUGUGCUGAAGGUGGUUUACGAUCCGGAUCAAGUCAAAAAAGAGCGAGAGAGAGGUGGCGGCCAGGUCGUGGUUCCAUCAUGCGCAGUUGCCAUCAUUGGCGUCAUCUUUUGUGCUGAUGAUCCACCAAGAAAAGGAGAGGAACGCUUUGAAAAUUGGAGCGAUGAUUUGGAAGUGAUCCCAGCGAAAGAGAUCGCGAAAGAAGAAUUCAUCAAAGAUCAGAGGGAACAAGAAUCUCUGCAACCGCAGACCUCACAGGAGGUUCAACCCAAGCCAGAGGAGGCCAAGGUGUCGCAGAAUUCCGUGGAGGGAUCUGCCAGAUCUGGGAGAUCCUCCAAGGAGGAUGAGAAUGAUGAGAAAGUUGUGGAGAAAUCCAAGGAGCAAACAGGUUUGCGGGACUUCUUUGGCCAAUAUCGCCGUCCCGGUCAAGCCGGUCCACCCGGUCCACCCGGUCCACCGCGCGGUCAACCCCGUCGCGGGGAUCACGCUGAUGGUGGCAAUCGCCGCAGCCGCAGUCCAAGAACGAGAAUGCCACGGAGGCAUGACAGUCUGGUCAAGUUGGCCACGUGA